AUGCGCGCAGACCGAAGCCCCAUGGCUCCGUAUCCCAGAAUAGAGGACAUAGGAUCUCAGGAUCCGUACCCACCUCAGGCAUAUCAUACUCAGAGGGCAUCCCGAUCCGUCCAUGUUGACUUCACCAACUGGACUCAGGGUCCUCUCAAUGUCACUGACGUUGGCUCAACGGGUGCAGCCGUCUACACCGUCACCCUGACCUCUCGGAGACAGCAGAUGAAGUUCUUUCCCUCCGGGUCACAGAGCUACUUCGCAACCGUCGACCUGCGCACCGUGGGUCCAACCGUGGAAGCCAACAUUCACAACCACAAUGUCACUAUUGGCGUCAAGACACGGCUCAAGAAGGAGGGGGUGUAUAUCUCUCCGUCGUUGCAGGGUGCCACGCUAGUAUGGAAGAGCCAGACCAUGAAGGUGGUCGACCUUGAGCUGCGGGACGGAAACGGCAUUCCGCUGGCGCAGUUCAACCCUCAUCCAUCCUGGUCGAGACUAAAGGCUGGUCGGUUGGAUCUUUUCGGCCCCAGCGUAAGUAGCGGCACGCUCAUGGAGGAGGUCAUGGUGACUUGCUUUGCCUUGGUGUAUACGACCAUCAUCGAGCAGGAAGCUGCUGCGGCCGGAGCGAGACGCGGAAGCUCGAGUCCGGGAUCUCUCUCACCUGUAUGA
Aspergillus calidoustus is the source of this 660-nucleotide messenger RNA. The record is from the annotation of a GenBank genome assembly. NCBI's taxonomy places the organism in Eukaryota, Fungi, Ascomycota, Eurotiomycetes, Eurotiales, Aspergillaceae.